Molecule: messenger RNA, 2478 nt
Organism: Helianthus annuus (common sunflower)
Lineage: Eukaryota; Viridiplantae; Streptophyta; Magnoliopsida; Asterales; Asteraceae
Product: probable myosin-binding protein 5
Exons: 6
Coding region: 1-2478 (825 amino acids)
Molecular function (GO): myosin binding
Source: RefSeq, a predicted model, not a curated record
AUGGCCUCAUCGAAACGAACAUUUAGAAUGUUUGUAGAGGAAGAGUUAGGCAUAUUCCCACAUUUCCUUGUGUGGGCAGUUCUUGAAUGGAUGCUAAUCAUAUCACUAUACCUUGAUGGAUUCUUUACGUUUGUCUCCAACAAAUUCGCCGAUACGUUUGAAUUAGAGCCCCCGUGUGUGCUAUGCACACGCGUCGAUCAUGCACUUUGUGGGAAGAACCCCAAUUUGUAUUACAACGACUCAAUAUGUGAUUCUCACAAGAAAGACAUAUCCUCUUUAGCAUACUGUCAGGUCCAUGCAAAGCUUUCUGAUAUUCGAACCAUGUGUGAAUCAUGUCUUCUUUCUUUUGCAAUUGAAAAAGACUCCGAAAAAGACUUAGAUGAGCACAAGCCAGUGGUGAAAAAAGUAAAGGAAGUUAAUAAAAUAGACGAUCCAAAUAUAUGUUCGUGUUGUGGCGAGUCUUUGAAGCCGAAACAACCUACUAAAGAGUUUUCUAAAAGCUUAUCAAGCCUUCGUGCAUCUUCUCUAUUUUCAACAUCUUCCCCUAGAGCAUCGUCUUUGUUUCCGCCUUCUCCUAGAGCAGCAUCCUCUCCUAGAGCGUCCUCUUCGUUGUUGCCUGCUUCUUCUCCUAGAGCGUUUUCUUCUUCGCUGUUCCCAACUUCUUCACCUAGGGCAUUUUCUUCAUUAGCACCAAUGUGUUCCCCUAGAGCCUUUUCAUCACAGUCCCGGUUUACAGACCUCAAGUUUGUGUAUGAUAAUGAACUAGACAUGCCUGAGGACGAACACACGAAUGCAAAAUAUUCUGAAGAAGAUGCAAGCAAAACUUCUAGUAUUGUAAAAGGAAACAAGUUCUUUGGUAUACCGUUAACAGAAGCAGUUGCCAGCAGUCCUAGAUGGGCAAUUAAACCUCCCAAGAAAGCAGCUCCGUUAGAAAAGGUCGAUUUGGCUUCAGAAAGCAUCGAAGAACAACCAACAGACGAGUAUUCGACUAUUCAACAACUAAAGAAACAAGUUAGCGACAACAGAAAAACACUUGUAACAUUGUAUAUGGAACUUGAUGAAGAGCGCAGUGCUGCCACUGUUGCAGCUAACAACGCGAUGGCUAUGAUCACACGAUUACAAGCCGAAAAAGCUGGUGUUCAUAUGGAAGCAUUGCAGUAUCAAAGAAUGAUGGAUGAACAAGCUGAGUAUGAUGAAGAAGCCAUUCAGAUCCUUAAAGAUUUGCUUCUAAAAAAAGAGGAAGAUGUUAGGAUUUUGGAAGCUGAACUUGAUACUUAUCGAGGGCGAUAUGGAGAAAUCAGGAAACGAGGCAGUGAUGAAUAUGAUGAUGAUGAUUUUGAGCCUCGGUCUUGUGGCGGUGACAAAUUAUCUGAGAGCUGGAAAGAUGACAAUGUAAAUGUAAAUGUAAAUGCAGAUGUAAACAGAAAGGAAUCAGAUUUUGAAAUGGAAAGAUCUCAACUGUUUGGAAUGUUGAAAGAUAUUGAAAAUCAUAUUCAUUCAUCUUCAGAACAAUAUCAUCAUCAAGAUAACAAUAAAGGUGACGACGGAGACAAUGCUACGCUUAGGCAAGAGGUUAAUCAACUAAGAGAGAAGUUGGCAGCCAUUGAAGCCGAGAGCGGAUUUUUGAAGCACACCGCGAUGGCACUUGAAAAGGAUGAGCCUAGCUUUCAUUCAAAUUCAGGGUGUGUGAAAUCUUUCCCGAAAAGGACAUUUUGUGGGCGAGAUGGCCUCCGGGCCCAACACCUGUUGGACGCUAUUAGCGGCGAGAGGUCGGCGACUGCCUCGGGACUGCUUACUGCCAUCACUGAAGAGACCCAGCCUGCUAGGCUAUACGUGGGGAAUGACCGUGUCGGGGCAUUCACAUGGGUCCAGCAAGGGGAUCCCUUGGGACCUUUGCUUUUUGCCCUAGCCUUACACCCUUUAGUGCUUCAGGUGCAGGAAAACGGGACGGUUAUCGGGGACGCAGUUCAGGUUGCUAAAGCUCUUGACAUCAUCGGUUUGGAGGGUCCAACCUUGGGGCUACGGCUUAAUAUUAGAAAAACUAAGGUAUUUUGGCUGACAUGCAACAGGGUGAAGGUCCGGCCAAGGCUUUUCCCCUGUGAGAUUGGGAGGCCGGAGAGAGGUGUCAAACUGCUAGGAGGGGCAGUCAAUCGUGAUGCCAGUUUUAUUAGUGGUCUAGCGGCUAAGAGGGCAACGCGAGCUAUUUACAUUAUGGGACACCUUCCCUUGUUGCGGGAUCCUCAAAGCGAACUCCUCCAGCUUAGAUCUUGUAUGGGGGUUGCAAAGUUGCUAUUUAGUUUGCGAACUUGUCAGCCCAACUUUGCGGUUGAUGUUGUUUCAUGUUUUGAUAAAGGUCUUCGGGAGGCAAUAGAAGACAUUGUCGUAUGUGGGGGGCCUUUUUUGGUGAACUCCAAUGGCGGAUCGCGACCUUGCCGAUGCGGCUUGGUGGGUUGUGUAACACCCCAGGAAAACCAGUGA